Molecule: messenger RNA, 1134 nt
Organism: Mycotypha africana
Lineage: Eukaryota; Fungi; Mucoromycota; Mucoromycetes; Mucorales; Mycotyphaceae
Exons: 5
Coding region: 1-1134 (377 amino acids)
Biological process (GO): DNA replication, synthesis of primer
Cellular component (GO): alpha DNA polymerase:primase complex
Source: RefSeq, a predicted model, not a curated record
AUGUUUUAUCGUUCGUUAUUUCCUUAUGAUGCAUAUUUUAGAUGGCUUAAUUAUGGCACUACACCGAGUCAAAACUUCACUCACCGAGAAUUUAGCUUUACAUUAAAUAAUGAUCGUUACUUGCGUUUUAACUCAUACGAUAAUCAAGAAAGCUUGAGAAAGGAUAUUGAAAGAUUUCAACCUGUGAAAAUCGAUAUAGGAGCCAUCUAUGCAGUGCGGCCCAGAGAUAAGGCUACAGUUAGUGAAUUAUCCUUUAAAGCACAUGCAAAGGAAUUUGUGAUCGAUAUUGAUUUAACGGAUUACGAUGAAAUACGUACAUGCUGUAGUGGUGGCGAUAUUUGUAACAAAUGUUGGCAGUAUGCGGCGAUAGGCAUGGAUAUCAUACAUACCGAAUUAAAAGAGCAGUUUGGGUUCGAACAUAUUUUAUGGGUAUAUUCUGGUCGUCGUGGUGUACAUUGUUGGGUAUGCGACGAAAGUGCACGUAAUUUGGAUGAUAGCGGAAGAAAAGCAAUUAUUGGUGCUUUAGAAGUUGUUCGAGGCGGUGUCAAUGCAGGUCGCAAAGUAAGAAUACAAAUACCAAUAUGGCCUUCACUUGAACGCUCUUUUAAUAUAUUGGAUAAGUAUUUUGAAAGUGUUCUGCUGGACGACAUGCAAAUUUUAAGUAACCCUUCGACUUCGAAAGCAAUAUUGGACCUUGUUCGCUUUCCCGAUGUAAAAGAUAAAAUCCAGGACAAAUGGAUUGAGAAAGAUCGAGUAUGGACAUCUAAAGAGAAAUGGGAAUAUCUAGUGAGCGAAGUGGGCAAAAUGGAAAGAAAAAAAAGAUUCCGAGAAGACUGUGCGAUGGAGAUCAAGUUUCAACAUUGCUAUCCAAGGCUGGAUACAAAAGUAUCUACAGAUAUCAAACAUUUGCUGAAAAGCCCAUUCUGCGUUCAUCCAAAAACACUUAAAGUAUGUGUCCCUAUUCGACCAAGCGAGUUUCACACAUUUGAUCCAUUAUCAGCACCUGACAUGAUAACACUUAGAAAAGAGCUUAUGGCUUAUAACAAGGAGCACCCAACAUCACCAGGGAAUUAUACCAACACAUCUUUGGCACCCUAUAUCAGUUAUUUUGAAGAAUUUCUCUCAAAGUUCUAA